Molecule: messenger RNA, 2557 nt
Organism: Meloidogyne enterolobii
Lineage: Eukaryota; Metazoa; Nematoda; Chromadorea; Rhabditida; Meloidogynidae
Source: the annotation of a GenBank genome assembly
GCAAAUAUGGAUUUUGAUGCCAAAACUUUGAAUUCUUUUACAAUUGCUUCAGAUUUUACAAAUACGCUAAAUGGAGGAAAGGAUCCUUAUUUGAUGUCAUUUGACCCAAUCGCUUUUAGAUACAUUGGUCGUCGUGUUGUUGGUUCAUCUACUCAACGAAAAUUUACAAAAUUGGGCGAGGACUUUAAUCUUUGUUUUAAAUUGAUUAAAAGUGAUUCAAAGCUCGUAAAAUCGUUGCUGUUUAGUUAUGGAUUUUUACAGUGUUCGAGCAAAAAUCUUCACUGCAACUUGAUUUGGACAAACACCCAUUUAUCAACAAAUUCUAUGCGACAAUUAAAAUCCUGGCAAAGGAUGAACCAUUUUCCUAGAAGUUGGAUGCUUACGAAAAAAGAUUGUUUGUACGAAAACGUCAACCGAGCGGGUGCUUUGUAUGGACAGGAAUAUUUUAAUUUUAUUCCUGAUUUCUUCUGCACGCCCUUAAACGAUAAAAACUGCACAAAACUGGUCAACUGCUGCAAAGAAAUUGAAAAUGGUAAACAAUCUCCAUUUAUUGUUAAACCUGCUGGUGGCUCUUUUGGCAAAGGAAUUUUCUUUUUAAGCAGGGCUGAUGAGGUUUAUUCAAUCGACAAUAGUCAAAAAUGGGUUAUUUCACGUUAUAUUGAACGCCCUUUAUUGAUUAAUGGAUUAAAAUGGGACUUGAGGAUCUAUGUUCUUGUCACAUCUUUUUACCCUUUGAUUGUCUACAUGUACAGUGAUGGAUUGGCUCGUUUUGCUGUUCAUACUUACAAAGAUGGAAAAACUAAUUUUGAUGAUUUAAAUCAACACUUGACAAAUUAUGUUUUGAAUAAAACGAGCGAAUAUUUUAUUAGAAACAACGAUUGUUCUGUAGAAGAUAUGGGGCAUAAAUGGACUUUGGGAGCAUUGCUAAGACAUUUGGAGGAGAAUUCUGGGAUUGAUACUGAAUUAUUAAUGGUACGCAUUGAGGAUAUAGUGAUUAAAUCACUUUUAUCUAUCCAACCGCGGGUUGCUGCAAUGUGUAGAAAAUGUUUGUUUAAUAAUUUUCAUAAUAAAUUAAUUUUAUUUUUUCCAGUAAAUUUACAUCCAAAAUGCUGUUUUGAACUUUUUGGGUUUGACAUUUUGGUGGAUGAACAUUUGAAGCCUUGGCUACUUGAAAUAAAUUUGUCUCCAAGUUUAUCAUGUGAUGCUCCACUCGACACUUUACUAAAAACGCAUCUUUUUUGUGAUGUUUUAAAUGUUGCUUCAAUACCUUUGGUGAAUGAUAAAAACAUGGAAAAUGAAUGUUAUUUUAGUGAUGAAGAAGAUGAAGUAGCUGAUGAAGGAAGUAAACGAAGGAAAAAACAGUCUAAUGAUGAAAAAUUGGAUAAUGGAAAUGGACAAAAUUUGAAAAAUUCUUUUCAUCCACAAACGCCUUCAACGAGUUCUCUAUUAUCCACUUCAUCUGUGAACCACUUUGUUACACUGAAGGAUGAUGAUGAGGACGUAUUACAACAAUGUUCUUCCAGUAAAAACGAAAAGGAAAAAUCGAAACAAUUGCCUAGAGCUUCUAAAAUUAAAAGAAUGCAGACUCCACAAAAGGUAACCUUCUCUUCCGAGAGAAUGUCAGCAUUAUAUUUGGAACGUGUUGAACUACUUUUUGAAAAAUUAAAAUUAGAAAAUAAACGACGUGGUCAUUUUAAUAGAAUAUUUCCUAGGAGAACAACUUGGCGAAUGUAUUGUUCAAUUUUGGAAGAUUGUGGUCAAGAACAAUGGGAUAAAGCUUUACAUACUUUAUUGUCUGCUGAAUAUAAUCAGGACACGACACCUCCAAAAUUAACAAUGUACGAUGUUCAGUUAACCCAUGAACAACUAAUGAAUGCCGAAAGAUUUCCAAAAAGAGAAUUGUUGGAUCCAUCAGUUUCAAACAUUGCACUGGCUGAAGCACUUGAAGAAGCAAAAUGUUAUAAAAAGAAGAAAGUUUAUACAACUGCAAGUAGUAGUGGAGAUUUUAGACCAUAUCCGUCUGCCCUUCCAAAAUUGCGUCCAUCAGCUAGAAGAAGAACAAAAAGUCAAUGUUUAGCAGAUGAAUUAAAACAAGAAAAAUUGGAAAAGAAAAAAGAAGAAAUGGCAGCAGCAACAACAGCUUCAACUGAUUUAAAUAUUUCUUCAAAUUCUCCAACAGCUCCAUUACUUGAACUUGAUCCAAAUUUGCCUUCUUUAUCUUUAUUAAAAGAAAAUGAAGGAAAUAAAUAUGUUACUAUUAAUGAAAAUCAAAAAAUCAUGAAGAAAAAUGGUGUCAAAUGAAGAAGAAGAGGAAGUCAAGUAAGAAGAAAAUUGAAGAGAAGAAAUUAAAAAAGGAAGAAAUAUCGAAAAAAUAAAAAUUAUGAGAAAUUCAAAAAUGAUAUUUAUAAGCCUCAAAAAUUCCAAAAAACAAAAGUUUCAAAAAAUCAUGGAUGAAACAAGUUUUUUUUACUAAUGUGGCAUUGUGGGUUUCUUUUUUUUUCAAAGUUAAAAUUUUGUUUAAUUGUUUAUCUUUUAUUUUUUAUAAAUUUUGCUUCAA